This is a messenger RNA of Cyphomyrmex costatus, 3561 nucleotides long. RefSeq lists its product as uncharacterized. Gene Ontology annotation, molecular function: aspartic-type endopeptidase activity; nucleic acid binding. Gene Ontology annotation, biological process: proteolysis. The transcript has 3 exons. The coding region runs from base 1 to 3561 and encodes 1186 amino acids. The record is from RefSeq and is a predicted model, not a curated record. Lineage: Eukaryota; Metazoa; Arthropoda; Insecta; Hymenoptera; Formicidae.
AUGUCAGGAGAAAAAGAAACCUCUUCAGCCACUGCGCUAGUUUCUAUUCGGUCUUCUACCGGACACUGCUGUCAAGCUCGUGCUCUUAUCGAUCAAGGAUCCGAGAUAUCCUUAAUUACGGAACGUUUAGCACAACGAUUACACUUACCUCGAAUCAGAUCAAAUAUUUCCUUAAUCGGUGUAGGUGGUAAGAAAUGUAAUACUUCAAGGGGAAUAGUACAUUUUCAAUUAAAGCCACAUUUCGAAUCGUCAUUCGAAUGCACCGUACCCGCUCAUGUUUUGCCACGAUUAACUACUUCAUUACCUUCCGCUUCUUCUAAGCAGGAAUCAUUGUUACAUUUUAAAGAUCUAAUGGUGGCGGAUCCUGAAUGGUUUCAAUCUCGUCAAAUUGAUCUCUUACUCGGGGCAGAAGUUUACUGUCAGAUUCUCCAAGAAGGAAUCAUUAAAGGUCCCAUCGGGUCUCCUAUGGCACAAUUGACCGAAUUAGGGUGGAUCAUUUCGGGUCCUACGCACCCCCGAGUGUCCACUGAUACUUCUUCCAGCUUUCAUAUAUCCAUUGACGAUAAUCUCUAUCGUCUAAUACAUAAGUUCUGGGAGAUAGACGAAGUCCCUUCAACUAACACCAUUCUUUCUGCUGACGAUCAAGCAUGUGAAGAUCAUUUUGUUUCGACUCACUCUCGUCAUAAGGAUGGGAGAUAUGUAGUUCGAUUACCCUUCAAAAGAUCAAUGACUCACCUCGGCAAUUCACGGCAAAGGGCCGCUCAAAUUAUGUUACGACUUUCUCGUAAACUUUCUGUAGAUUCUAGUUAUUCAAAACUUUAUACGGAGUUUCUAACCGAGUACGAGGAGCUGAAUCACAUGAGGUUAAUUUCUCCACAUUUACCGGAACCUCAGCAUGUUUAUUAUCUACCGCAUCACGGUGUGCAAAGAGAGCAAAGCCUCACCACUAAAUUGCGUGUUGUAUUUAAUGGAUCCAGCCCUUCGUCCUCGGGGUUUUCAUUAAACGAUUUAUUGCAUACUGGAGCGAAGCUUCAAAUCGAUUUAUUCGACGUUCUCCUUUGGUUCCGUAAAUUUCGCUAUGUAUUCUCCUCUGAUAUGGAAAAAAUGUACCGUCAAAUAGAGGUUCAUCCCCACGAUUGGGACUUUCAGAGAAUCCUUUGGUGUGAUCAAUCACUCAAUUUAAGAGCCUAUCAACUCACUACUGUUACCUAUGGCCUAGCAUGCGCCCCCUUUCUCGCGUUACGUACCAUCCAGCAAUUGUUACUCGAUGAAGGUUCCAAGUAUCCUUUGGCGGCUUCGAGCCUGCAAAAAGGACGUUAUGUUGACGAUCUAUUUGGCGGAGCAGAUAGUAUAGAGCAAGCACAAGAAGUCGUCUCUCAAUUAGCACAAUUGUGCAUGGCGGGCGGCUUUAAACUUAAGAAAUGGUCUUCUAACCAAGCCGAAAUACUCUCUUCAAUCCCCAAGGAAGAACAGAUCUCAUGUUUAACCGUAGGUUUCGACAAUGAAGCCAUUAUUCAGACUCUUGGGUUGCAAUGGUUACCAUCUAGCGAUCUGUUUCAAUUCACUUUUAAUUAUGACAUUAACUUUGACGUCACCAAACGCAAGGUUCUAUCGGCUAUUGCGAAACUUUUCGAUCCGUUAGGCUUUCUGUCACCCAUUAUUGUAACAGCAAAAAUCUUUAUACAAGAACUUUGGUCGAUAAAAAUCAGCUGGGAUGACCCCUUGCCGUCCCAUCUUGUAGAUCAGUGGCAUAAGUUUUUAGAUGCUCUUCGUGAGAUACCUACCAUUACCAUCCCUAGGUGGAUCGGAAUUUCCAGUCAGAGCGUAGUCGAAGUUCAUGGGUUCUCAGACGCUUCCCAAAAGGCCAUGGCUGCCGUUGUUUAUCUUCGAGUCAUUGAUUCGACAGGAGUUACCUCUGUCUAUUUUGGUGCCUCCAAGACCAAGGUUGCCCCGUUAAAGCGUAUGACGAUUCCAAAGCUGGAACUGUCUGGCGCUGUCUUACUCACUAAGUUAGUUUCCCACAUUUUGUCUGUUAUUCAGUUAGCAAACGUACCUGUUAUUCUUUGGACUGAUUCCGCAAUUACUCAUGUUUGGCUCAAUAAUCAUCCAUCAAAGUGGAAAGAAUUUGUUCGGAAUCGGGUCAGUUUCAUUCAAGAAACUUUGCCUCAAGCGGAAUGGAAAUUUGUACCCGGCCAUCAUAAUCCUUCAGAUAUCGCCACACGAGGUGUUACUCCCUCUCAGCUUUCCAACCACACAGAAUGGUGGCACGGGCCUCCAUGGUUAUCUCAAGAUAAAUCGUCUUGGCCACAACCUGUUACGCCACAAUGCCCUGCGGACAACUUUGAAGAACAGCCUUCAAUUGUCCACGUAGUUACCGCUAAUCCAAAGACGGAAUGGAGUCUUAUCUCUCGAUACUCUAGUUUAAAUAAGCUCUACCGUAUUACUGCCCUAUGUCAGAGAGCUGUGAGUAGAUUCCGCCGUGUUCCUUUGACCUCUCUCCCUACGUCUUUAACGACCGUUGAACUGAAUAAGGCAAAAUUGUUUUGGGUGCAAGUCACGCAACAAUUAUUCUUCCCUGAAGAAAUUAACUAUCUGACUAAGGGAUUACCGAUCUCUCGAUCAAGUCCCCUCAUUCGCCUGACACCAUUUCUAGACGCAUCAGGUUUACUCCGAGUAGGAGGUCGUUUACAAAACUCUCUCCUAAGCGAGGAUGAAAAACACCCUUUGAUUUUACCUCGUAAAUCAACUUUGACAAUGCUUAUUAUAGCUGACGUGCAUCAGCGAGCAUUACACGGAGGUACUCAAGUUACCUUAGCUACUAUCCGUACUGAGUACUGGAUAGUUGUGAUUGUGGCACCACUCUCAAAGGAGCAGAUUCAGAAUUACAACGGCUUUUUUCGCAAGCUCAAAAAAUCAUCCAAAUUGGCUAAUCUGUUAGCCAACAAUGGUACUCAAUGGCAUUUCAAUCCCCCUUCCGCACCUCAUUUUGGAGGCAAGUGGGAAGCAGGGGUUAAAUCCAUGAAACACCAUCUCAUACGGGUAGUCGGCACUGCCACGUUUACUUACGAAGAGAUGAGCACUCUCUUAGCUCAAAUCGAAGCUGUAAUGAACUCACGGCCACUGUGUCCAUUGAGUGAGGACCCUGACGAUCUUAGCGUUCUAACCCCCGGACAUUUCCUUAUGGGCUGUGCCCCAUUGACUGUCCCAGAACCGUCUCUCGAGUUAGUUAAGACCUCUAGGCUGUCACGGUGGCAGCUUAUUCAAAAAACUUUUGAGUCAUUCUGGACCAGAUGGUCUCAAGAGUGCUUACAGAGGUAUUAUUCUUGCUAUAAAUGGAAUCGAGUCAUGCCAUCACUCCAAGUUGGAACCAUAGUUCUAGUCAUUGAUGAACGCUAUCCACCGGCUAAGUGGCCCUUGGGGCGAAUCCUUGCUACCCAUCCUGGGCAGGAUGGCCAUACCAGAGUAGUUACUGUUAAAACUCAAACGUCAGUCUUGAAACGGCCAGUAGUCAAACUGUGCCCAUUGCCUGUUAUGCACGACUCCCCGCAGAUUGUUCAUUAA